CGCUUCCAACCCUCUGUAUCUCUCGUGUGGGCACACCACGCUUGGUCUUCCCCUGUGUCCCUGUCUGCUCAAGGGCCUCUGUCCCUUCCCGGAACCACCCUGGCUCCCUUCUGUGACUCAUACCCUGUGAGACCCGCGAUGGGAGCCUCUGUCUUCCCACCUACUCUGCUCAAGGCCUUGCCCGAUGGUGCCUCUCAGCCCCUGAGCUGACCCCAGCCGAGCAGUAGCUGCUGGUAAACACCAUCUUUAGUGCUGGAAGCUGCCGCCACCACCACGCCAACAUCUGCCAACCUGACAGUUAAAUAUGAGCCCCGUCCACCCAGAGAGCGAGGAGAUGGCCAACAAGGAGAAGCUGCAGUGUCUGAAAGACUUCCACAAGGACAUCCUGAAGCCGUCACCUGGGAAGAGCCCAGGCACGCGGCCCGAGGAUGAGGCCGAGGGCAAGCCCCCACAGAGGGAAAAGUGGUCCAGCAAGCUCGACUUCGUGCUGUCGGUGGCUGGUGGCUUCGUGGGCUUGGGCAACGUCUGGCGGUUCCCGUACCUCUGCUACAAAAAUGGCGGAGGUGCAUUCCUCAUACCAUACUUCAUCUUUCUGUUUGGGGGCGGCCUGCCUGUGUUCUUCCUGGAGAUCAUCAUAGGCCAGUACACCUCUGAAGGGGGCAUCACCUGCUGGGAGAAGAUCUGCCCCUUGUUCUCUGGCAUUGGCUAUGCCUCCAUCGUGAUUGUAUCCCUCCUGAACGUGUACUACAUUGUCAUCCUGGCCUGGGCCACCUACUACCUAUUCCAGUCCUUCCAGUCGGAUCUUCCCUGGGCACAUUGCAACCACAGCUGGAACACGCCGCAGUGCAUGGAAGACACCUUGCGCAAGAACAGGAGCAUGUGGCUCACCGUCAGCACCACCAACUUCACCUCCCCUGUCACCGAAUUCUGGGAGCGCAACGUGCUAAGCCUGUCCCCUGGGAUCGACCACCCGGGCACUCUGAAAUGGGAGCUCGCGCUCUGCCUUCUCCUCGUCUGGCUGAUCUGCUUCUUCUGCAUCUGGAAGGGAGUCAGGUCCACGGGGAAGGUCGUCUACUUCACAGCCACGUUCCCGUUUGCCAUGCUCCUGGUACUGCUAGUGCGGGGGCUGACGCUGCCCGGCGCAGGCGAGGGCAUCAAGUUCUACCUGUACCCUAACAUCACACGCCUCGAGGACCCGCAGGUGUGGAUCGACGCCGGGACCCAGAUCUUCUUCUCCUAUGCCAUCUGCUUGGGAGCCAUGACCUCGCUGGGGAGCUACAACAAGUACAAGUACAACUCAUACAGGGACUGUAUGCUGCUGGGAUGCCUGAACAGUGGUACCAGUUUUGUGUCUGGCUUCGCAAUUUUUUCCAUCCUGGGCUUCAUGGCACAAGAGCAAGGGGUGGACAUUGCUGAUGUGGCUGAGUCAGGUCCUGGCUUGGCCUUCAUUGCCUACCCAAAAGCUGUGACCAUGAUGCCGCUGCCCACCUUUUGGUCCAUUCUCUUUUUUAUUAUGCUUCUCUUGCUUGGACUGGAUAGCCAGUUUGUUGAAGUCGAAGGACAGAUCACAUCCUUGGUUGAUCUUUACCCAUCCUUCCUAAGGAAGGGUUAUCGUCGGGAAAUCUUCAUCGCCAUCGUGUGUAGCAUCAGCUACCUGCUGGGGCUGACGAUGGUGACGGAGGGUGGCAUGUAUGUGUUUCAACUCUUUGACUACUAUGCAGCUAGUGGUGUAUGCCUUCUGUGGGUUGCAUUCUUUGAAUGUUUUGUAAUUGCCUGGAUUUAUGGCGGUGAUGACUUUUAUGAUGGUAUAGAGGACAUGAUCGGCUAUCGGCCCGGGCCCUGGAUGAAGUACAGCUGGGCUGUGAUCACCCCCGUCCUCUGCGUUGGAUGUUUCGUCUUCUCGCUCGUCAAGUACGUGCCCCUGACCUACAACAAAGUCUACGUGUACCCUGACUGGGCCAUCGGGCUGGGCUGGUGCCUGGCCCUGUCUUCAAUGGUGUGCAUCCCCCUGGUCAUUGUCAUCCGCCUCUGCCAGACGGAGGGACCCUUCCUUGUGAGAAUCAAGUACCUGCUGACCCCGAGGGAACCCAACCGCUGGGCAGUGGAGACGGAGGGGGCCCAGCCCUACAGGUCCCGCCUGUCCCUGAACGGCGCGCUCAUGAAGCCCACCCACAUCGUUGUGGAGACCAUGAUGUGAGCCCUCCUCGGGCGUGGCCACUUCCCUGCUGUUUACUAACAUUAGAUUCUCCUAGGACCAGGUUUACAGAGCUC
Molecule: messenger RNA, 2271 nt
Organism: Ochotona princeps (American pika)
Lineage: Eukaryota; Metazoa; Chordata; Mammalia; Lagomorpha; Ochotonidae
Gene: SLC6A6
Product: solute carrier family 6 member 6
Exons: 16
Coding region: 305-2197 (630 amino acids)
Biological process (GO): neurotransmitter transport; taurine transmembrane transport; sodium ion transmembrane transport
Cellular component (GO): plasma membrane
Molecular function (GO): taurine:sodium symporter activity
Source: RefSeq, a predicted model, not a curated record